Molecule: messenger RNA, 1102 nt
Organism: Verruconis gallopava
Lineage: Eukaryota; Fungi; Ascomycota; Dothideomycetes; Venturiales; Sympoventuriaceae
Exons: 4
Coding region: 46-810 (254 amino acids)
Biological process (GO): DNA-templated transcription; transcription initiation at RNA polymerase III promoter
Cellular component (GO): RNA polymerase III complex
Source: RefSeq, a predicted model, not a curated record
UCUCUACCUUAUCAAGAUCAUGAAGGUGCAAAGAAUUAGAUCAAUAUGUUCGUUCUUACAACAAUCUCCGACUUGAUACAGAUUCAGCCGAAAGAACUGCGCAAGCCCAUUGAAGAAGCUCUUGAAGAUAACAUCAAUCAAAAAUACGCAAACAGAGUUCUCCAAAAUGUUGGUCUUUGUCUUUUCCUAUGGGAUGUUCUACGAGCCUCUGAAGGUCUAAUCGGCCAAGGUGAUGGAAUGAUUAAUGUCAACGUGGAAUUUCGUCUUGUGGUCUUCCGGCCAUUCAAAGGCGAAAUCCUUCAAGGCGUCAUACUUGACAGUUCAUCCCCAGAGGGAAUUCGCAUCGGCCUUGACUUCUUCGCAGACAUUUGGAUCCCCGCUCCCACCAAUCUGCCGGAGGACUCCCGUCUUCUCACAAGCGAAGCCAAGCCUGUUUGGGUCUGGAACCCUAACGCGUCGGAAGAUCCGCUGAACGAUGACUUGAGUGAUGCAUAUUUCUACGAAGUGGACGAGACGGUGCGCUUCAGGGUAGAGGACGAGAUUUGGCAUAACACUGGGCCCGAGAAAGCUGAUUUCCUUGAAAACCCAAAUGGUGACUUGACCAUUCGUACUCAUGUGGCUGCGGGCGGCUUUCAAAAGGCAGCUGAUGAAAAGGAGACCGCGAAGCAGAGCCCCGUCCCAUAUGCUAUCAUUGGUAGUAUGGCAGCGGCUGGCUUGGGUUGUGUACAUUGGUGGAGAGUGCAUGAUGAAGGUGGCGAAGAUGGUGGUGAAGAUGACGGAGGCGAGGAUGAAAUGGAGGGAGUCGAAUGACAAUUCAGGCCUUAAAGGAUGAAAUAAAACGAAAGAUGGUAGCCUUCCAAGAGUAUUUCUGAUGAGGGGCAGCUGACCUCCAAAGAACAUCCAAAUAUUAGGAUCCUAAAGUACCGCGUCUUAGGAUCCACCCCGGCUUUACUAGCAUCUGCAAGGUAUCGGGAUGAUCUGGGUUCAUUUGAAAAAGAACAUAAAGAUUAGACGCUGAGUUAAUGAUGUUGUUCGAAUUAUGCUUGGAUUAGUCAACGUUUAUCUAUUCAUAAAUGAGCUCUUUCUACAUGGUAUCUCAAAA